Molecule: messenger RNA, 3023 nt
Organism: Solanum lycopersicum (tomato)
Lineage: Eukaryota; Viridiplantae; Streptophyta; Magnoliopsida; Solanales; Solanaceae
Gene: PLDb2
Product: phospholipase PLDb2
Biological process (GO): phosphatidylcholine metabolic process; phospholipid catabolic process
Cellular component (GO): plasma membrane
Molecular function (GO): calcium ion binding; D-type glycerophospholipase activity
Source: RefSeq, marked provisional
GUAAAGAUGACUCCUCCACUCGCCCUUCAGCUUAUCCACCAAUACAUGAUCUUGUUGCAAAUAUGAGUUUGUCUGAAAAUCACCCUUCACAUGCUUCUCCUCCUGCCCCUGCAUCAGCAUCAGUUCCUAGUUCCCCUGCAACUUAUCACGCGGGCCCGAACCCUGUUCCCGCAAACUACAAUGCUCAAGGGAAUAUUUAUGGACACCCUAAUUCAUCCUUUUCAAGAUGGGAAGCUGAGUCAGCAAAACCAACCUAUCCAACUUCAUGUGCUGAACCACAGAAUACUCAAGCUAUGCAGGUUGUGCCAUUCAUGCCUUCCAAAAGCUCUUUGAAAGUUUUGCUCUUACAUGGAAAUCUGGAAAUUUGGGUAUACGAAGCAAAAAAUCUCCCAAACAUGGACAUGUUCCACAAAACCAUUGGGGAUAUGUUUGGCCAAAUGAGUAAUAAGAUCACAAGUGAUCCGUACGUCUCAAUUAAUAUAGCGGAUGCAACGAUUGGCCGGACUUAUGUCAUAAACAAUAACGAAAAUCCCGUGUGGAUGCAACAUUUUAAUGUCCCUGUUGCACACUAUGCAGCGGAAGUACAAUUUCUUGUCAAGGACGAUGAUAUAGUAGGUUCUCAGCUUAUGGGGACAGUGGCUGUCCCUCUAGAACAGAUAUAUGGAGGGGGUAAAGUAGAGGGGUUCUUUCCGAUCCUGAACAGUAGUGGAAGACCUUGCAAGGCUGGAGCAGUUUUGAGGAUAUCAGUCCAAUAUUAUCCAAUGGAUAAAUUAAGUUUUUACCAUCAUGGAGUUGGUGCUGGUCCUGAGUAUUAUGGGGUUCCUGGAACUUAUUUUCCACUGCGGAUGGGUGGAACAGUUACUCUGUAUCAAGAUGCUCAUGUGCCUGAUGGAUGCCUUCCAAAUGUGAUGCUUGACUAUGGAAUGCAAUAUGUACAUGGGAAGUGUUGGCGUGACAUCUUUGACGCCAUACGCCAAGCCCGACGGUUGAUCUACAUUACAGGUUGGUCAGUAUGGCACAAAGUCAAACUUGUUCGAGAUGAUGCUUCUGCUGAAGGUUGCACUCUCGGGGAUCUUUUAAAGUUAAAGUCACAAGAAGGUGUUAGAGUGCUGCUUCUAAUAUGGGAUGACCCUACAUCAAGAAGCAUCCUUGGCUAUAAAACGGAUGGUGUUAUGGCAACCCAUGAUGAAGAGACUCGCAGUUUUUUCAAGCAUUCUUCCGUGAAAGUGCUGCUUUGUCCUCGAGUAGCAGGGAAGCGCCACAGUUGGGUCAAGCAGAGGGAAGUUGGAGUAAUUUAUACACAUCAUCAGAAAACUGUGAUAAUAGAUGCUGAUGCCGGCAACAAUCGAAGAAAAAUCGUAGCAUUUGUUGGAGGACUUGACUUGUGUGAUGGGAGAUAUGAUACUCCGGAGCAUCCUUUAUUUCGAACAUUAAAGACAGUGCACUCUGAGGACUAUCAUAACCCUACUUAUGCCGGGAGUACAGCUGGUUGUCCAAGAGAACCAUGGCAUGACUUGCACUCUAAAAUUGAUGGUCCAGCAGCAUAUGAUGUUCUCACAAACUUUGAGGAACGCUGGUUGAAGGCUUCAAAGCCUCAUGGCAUUAGAAAGUUGAAGACAUCAUUUGAGGAUGAUUUGCUUCGAAUUGAAAGAAUGCCUGAAAUUGUCGGUAUCUCUGAUGCUCCAUCUGUGAGCAGUGAUGACCCUAACGGUUGGCAUGUACAGAUAUUUCGUUCAAUUGACUCGAACUCGGUCAAAGGCUUUCCAAAGGAUCCUAAAGAAGCUACAAUGAAGAACUUGGUGUGUGGUAAAAAUGUACUUAUUGACAUGAGCAUACACACAGCAUAUGUGAAGGCUAUCCGUGCUGCUCAACACUUCGUUUACAUCGAAAAUCAAUAUUUCAUUGGUUCUUCAUACAACUGGAGUCAACAUAAAGAUGUUGGUGCAAAUAAUCUGAUUCCCAUGGAAAUUGCACUUAAAAUAGCUGAAAAGAUAAGAGCGCAUGAGAGGUUUGCAGCAUACAUUGUCCUCCCAAUGUGGCCAGAGGGUAAUCCAACUGGUGCUGCUACACAGAGAAUACUAUAUUGGCAGAACAAGACAAUGCAAAUGAUGUAUGAGACUAUUUACAAGGCUUUAGAGGAGGUUGGGCUUGAGAAUUCAUGCUCUCCGGAAGAUUAUUUGAACUUCUACUGUCUUGGUAACCGCGAGGCUGGUAAAGUUGAGGGAAAUGAGAGUCCUAGCGCAGCAAACACUCCUCAGGCGUUCAGCCAAAAAUCCCGUAGAUUCAUGAUUUAUGUUCAUUCAAAAGGCAUGAUUGUGGAUGAUGAGUAUGUGAUAUUGGGAUCUGCAAACAUCAACCAGCGCUCUCUGGAGGGCACUAGAGACACCGAGAUCGCGAUGGGAGCAUAUCAACCUCAUCAUACAUGGGCAAGAAAACAGUCAACACCCUAUGGACAGAUUCAUGGAUAUAGAAUGUCUCUGUGGGCGGAGCAUCUCGGAGUUGUUGAGGACUGCUUCAGACAGCCGGAGUCAUUAGAAUGUGUAAGACGGGUUAGGUCCAUGGGUGAAUAUAACUGGAAGCAAUUCGCAUCUGAUGAAGUAACAGAAAUGAGAGGGCACCUCUUAAAAUACCCCGUUGAAGUUGAUCGCAAAGGCAAGGUGAAGAAUCUUACGGGAUGUGCAAAUUUCCCAGAUGUUGGUGGAAACAUAAUAGGAUCAUUCCUGGCAAUUCAAGAAAAUCUUACCAUUUGAUUUCCCUUUUUUUUUCUCUCUCUCUUUACAUCACCCGUUCAGAUUUUUGAACCCAGAAAAAGCUAAUACAUCCCUGAUUGCAAUACAGUUAACAAUUAGGCAGAGGAAGAUGGUGAUCCCGUUGAGUAUAGUACAAGUUGUACAGUUCACAUUUUUUUAAUCUUCAGAUGAUUUUGAGAAUCUGUACUAGCUAUAACUACAAUUUGUGAAUUUUGGUCAUGGAUUGAACUAUUAAUCGGAGGAAAUAAAAGAUCUGAGGAAUUUUCAAAGCAA